This is a messenger RNA of Cotesia congregata, 2789 nucleotides long. NCBI's taxonomy places the organism in Eukaryota, Metazoa, Arthropoda, Insecta, Hymenoptera, Braconidae. The record is from the annotation of a GenBank genome assembly.
AGGUACGCUCAAGAUCUUUGAGCCAACUUGACAUGCUGGAUACUGGAGAACACGGUAAUAUGUCAGGUGGGACUACAACUCAGCAUCAACUGACAGCAUCGCAUCAGCAUCGGUAUCAAAAUCCACCUGUGCCACCGCUGCUUUUUUCUCCAAAUCCCACUACGGACACUAAUCCAAGAUUUUUGGUGCCAAGUUUGACGUCGACAGACACUUGCACGUCAAAUCGCACUCGACAUAAGCUUUCACGUUCUCAGGUUUCUAGCAGCGAAUACUUUAGUGUAAGCUUUGAAGUGAAUGACGACACUAGUUCUCUUGAGCGUGAGGAAUUUUUACCUGCUUCAAAAGGAACAUAUUUAGCUGAAAUUCUUGGCGCAGCUUGCGAUCGUCGAGGCAUUGAUCCGGCUCGUGUGGACGUGUUUCUUGAUGCUUUUUCUACACCUCUGCCAAUUCAUACAACCGAAACAUCGUGCUUGGGAGGUAGACAUUUACGAGUCACUGCCAAAGACGAAAAAGUAACAUCAUCACGUACAGCAAGCCAAAAAAGCAAUCAAAAUGUUUCGUUACGCAAAGCUGGAGGAAGCUAUCGAGGUCGCGGGGGUCGUUUUUUCAGCAUAUCCACGGAGGACUCUAGUAUGGAUUCAGAGAUGAUACCUGGAGGUAUGCUGACAACUGGGAAAAACACGUCUGGUAGCAGUUCUGUGUCUAGUGGAGCGGCGGGUCUUAAAGCUAGCAAGCAACGGUGGAGCGGUUUCUUCACAAACACCAAAGGAACCAAAAUGGAAUUGCUAGUGGAGCAGCUUAAUAAACUUAUUUAUUCACUGGAAGAAGAUUGGCGAGAUAUUGUUGAGAGUUGGGAUUGUUUGACUGAGAAACAGCAGCAGCAACAAACGGCACUUUGGGAGCUGGCUCAAACAGAGCUGGCUUAUAUAAAAACUCUUAAAGUCGUGGCAGAUCUUUUUAUGGCUUGUCUGUGUAGUCUUCAGGCUUCGAAUAUUUUAACAGAAGUUGACCGCACGAAGCUGUUUAGCAAUAUUCCCGAUAUCUACACAGCUAAUCGUUACUUUUGGAGCGAACAUGUAUUGAGGAUGGUUAAUGCUACACGAACAACCGGCAACCCACUCGAUCCAGGCCAUCUCCUUCAAGGUUUUGAAAUAUUUGAACAAACUUUUGCGCCCUACACGAGAUACUGCUCCGAGCAAAGCAAGUGUCAGCAGUAUUGUCGUGAUCGGCUUAAUGACAACGAAUUAUUUACGGCCUAUUUAGUGGCAAGUAUUUAUUGGUGUGAAACUCAAAAAGACUGCAAUCGUUUGAGGCUCUUAGAUAUUUUGGUGAAACCGAUGCAGCGAUUGACUAAAUAUUCAUUACUUCUUAAGGCCGUAUUAAAAAAUACUGAAGAUGAGGAGCAGCGCUCUGAAUUAGCUUUAAUGAUUAAAUACGUUGAUAAUUUUGUGGCUUCGGUGAAUGCUGCAUUACGGAGAUCCGAAGAGACCGCUAGAUUAGCUAGCGCAGCAACACGGUUAGAUUGUUAUGAUGUUGUGGAAACUCGAGACGAAGAGCUCGAGAAAUUAGUUAAAUCGUACUGUAAUCUUGAUAUUACAUCUGCGCUAAUGCCCGGCUGUCCAAAAGAUUCACUGAGGACACUGUUACGUGAAGGUGACUUUAAAUUACGAGACUCAGCAACGAGUAAAACGGAGGUUCACGCUUUUCUCAUGACUGAUAUGCUACUGCUGUGUAAAACAUCGACGAAGAAAACAUCCAGCAGCGGUAGUUCCGGGGGUGCUGCUGGCAAUUUAAAAGUAAUAAGACAACCGUACGUUGUUGAUCGCUUACGUAUUCAUGAACUAAAGGAAUCUUCCAGUUUUGGGUUAGUUUAUUUGAAUGAAUACGGAGUUGCCACUGCAGCAUUUAUUUUAUCCGCGAGCGAGCCUAAACUUGCUAAGUCGUGGAUAGAAUCUCUGCGUAAAUCUCAACAACAGUUUGCAAUAAUGAAGAUUCCACCACUCGGUGAAAUUCCGCCCACGGCGAUUGUAAGCAGACAAGCAAGCACGUAUUUGGGAGACGGUGACUUUGAAUUGGAAGACAAUGAAAUGCUACCAAGAACACCCCGGGGUAGCAGUCGAGCUUCGCGUGUUAGCAGUUUAGCACAUAGUCACAGUGGAAGUAUAGAAAUGGAAGGUGUUUCUCCUGGUGGAAGUAGUUUUCUGCCAAGUUAUAAUCAAAGUAGGAAUGUCAGCGUUGAUACUAAUGAACCACCCCACGGAUCCAGUAUCUCAUCAGAAGAAGGUGGCGAACUCGGCGUAACUCAUAAUCACAGGCCGCUUCAAAUUAGACGAUCGCUGUUGAGUAAAUCACCAACUCCAAACACUCUGAGCGUUCAAGUGCCUGCGUACUCAUGCCUUGGCCAAUCUCUACCCAAUUUAACACUUGCUACUUCACCACAAACUUCGACAGUUUCACCAACACCACCUAAUUCACUUCUAAUCGUUCCGCAAAUUACCAAGAGCAAGGAUACGCUACUAUCUCCAGGACAUAGAGGUAUUUCAUACCCACCUCCGUCGCCACCGCGCGGAGCAUUACGACGUGCGUUUGCUAUUCCUCAAUCACGGAAUCCUCCUUUAAUAAAAACAAGGCACGUAAAUGCGUCUGUAGCAGUGCCUGUACAAUCGACCGUAAGUUUUGAUACCGAAGCGAUUGAAGAGAGACGCAGAAGAUUGGAAUCUGCUCAGCGUACACCCUCAUUCAAUAGUGGUUCUGUUAAAGAAGAAAAAAGAAGCGAAGAAAAUCGAUGA